AUGGAGGGCUCUGUGCUGAGCCCCACGUCCUGGGAGAAACGACGGGCCUGGCUCCGUCAGAGCCGGCACUGGCAGACGCAGGUCCUGGAAGAGGAGGCUGCCGCAGCCCUGCAGGAUGUCCCAGAUCCCGAGCCUUCCGGCCUGGAUGAUGUUUUCCAGGAAGGGAAUCCAAUCAACAAGAUUGAAGACUGGCUGCAAGACUGUGGAUACUCUGAAGAAGGGUUUUUUGAGGAAGCAGGACAGCCAAUCUGCAAUGGGUGCCUCAGCCAUGGAACCAGCUUUGAAGAUGACUUGACCCUUGGAGCAGAGGCCACACUGUUGGCCGCCAACAGCAAACUCUUCUCCAGGAGUUUCCUGGAAACAGCCCGGCCUGGACAGCUUCUGGAUCUUGGCUGCAGUUUGGCUUCCAGCAGCAUGACUGGUGGGACCAACAAGACUAGUUCAAGCAUCUCAGAGAUUCUGGACAAGGUGCAAGAAGAUGCAGAAGAUGUCCUUUUCAGUCUGGGCUUUGGCCAGGAGGACCACAAAGACACUUCUCGAAUUCCUGCCCGAUUUUUCACCACCCCCUCUCAAGCCAAAGGCAUUGAUUUCCAGCUCUUCCUGAAGUCACAGGUGCGGAGGAUUGAGAUGGAGGACCCUUGCCUCAUGCUGGCCAGCAGGUUUAAGCAAGUGCAAACACUGGCCGUCACCGCCGAUGCCUUCUUCUGUCUCUACUCCUACGUGUCUAAGACCCCUGUCCAAAAGUUCACACCAUCACACAUGUUCUGGAAUUGCAACCCAACAGAUGUGCCAUCCAUCAAGAUUCUAGCCCCAGAACCUGAACCUCACUCACCCAGAGAGCGCCUCCGGAAAGCCAUCUCCAAAAUGUGCCUGUACACAUGCCCACGAGAUCGACUGUCAACACCCAACCAUACCCCCAAAAGGAACAGUUUAGACCAGGUGGUGUGGGAAGUGAUGGACAGAGUGCGAGGAGAGAAGUUGGUCCUCCAGCAAGACCCUGGGUUUGGGCCAGGCCCACAGGGAGAUCCUGUGCCCCCCAUCAGUGGUACAAAGCUGCCCACUUCUUCCUGUCCAUGUGUAUUCUGCUCUAAAGAGGAAACACAGCAAGGGAUGCCCACAUUGAAAGAACCAUUAGAAACUCUGGAUUCUAACCUCAAGAUACCCUGUUGUGCACAUUCUCUGCCCAGAGCAGAUAUACAGUGGAGCACAGACCCUGCACAGGUAAAGAGAGAGCUGUGGAGUCUACAAGCCAUCAACAAAGAAGCCCAUUCAGCCAAGGAUGAGACCUUCUGGAAAAGAAAGAGCAGAGCAAGAAAGAGUCUCUUUCAGAAGAAUCCCGUGGGCAGGAAGGUUAAAUCACUGGACCUGUCCAUCAUCCAACAGAAAUGGAAACAGGGCCAAGAGAGAACAGAACUACACCGUUCUCUAACCCAGCAGCUGCAGGACACUUCAGACUUGGAGGUGCAAAGCAACAGUGAGGAGGAGGAGAGCCACUGGCCCAGCAGACCCAGAAACCACCAGCUCUACCAGACUUUUGCUGGCAAAGAUUCAAGAAGCUUUGCAGGCUUUCACCACCACCACCACAGCACAUGCUCUGACAGCAGCAGCUUCAUAGAAGAGCCUAACUCCCACCUCUCCUUGCAGGAGAGUGUACAGCCUCCAACGUCUAGCUCCUGCUCCCUGGCCCUACAAACUCCUGAUCUCAGUAGGAGAAAAGCAGCAUGGUACACCGGACAGAAGACCAGAGUAAGAGACUUGGAAUCUCCAUCCAUGUCAUGAACGGCAUGCACAGACAGACCUUAAACAGUCACUUCAUUUCUCUUUGGUUUUUCUACUAUAUGGGUAUUAGAAUAUAUGAUCUACAUGAUAUGGACAGUGGUAACCUGGACAAAGACAAUUUUCUCUCAAGCUUUGACACUGCCUAGGGCAGUUAAAAGAUUUAAGGAUGACCAAAUUUGAGGAACAAGUGUUGCUGCUGGAAUACUCUCAAACGGCUCAAGCUAAAUGAGGAAGGACAAAUACCACUUUCACACUCUAAAAUCCUGGUGCAGCCUACAGUGGGAUUUCCUCUGAGCCUCUACUCAUACCUCUGUGUUCCCAAUUAAAUUCCAGGAAGUCUUCCACCGUA
Messenger RNA from Hippopotamus amphibius kiboko, 2128 nucleotides. RefSeq names its product thymocyte expressed, positive selection associated 1 (gene TESPA1). The record is from RefSeq and is a predicted model, not a curated record. Lineage: Eukaryota; Metazoa; Chordata; Mammalia; Artiodactyla; Hippopotamidae. Bases 1 to 1779 code for a protein of 592 amino acids. The transcript has 10 exons. Gene Ontology annotation, molecular function: signaling receptor binding.